Molecule: messenger RNA, 4446 nt
Organism: Physeter macrocephalus (sperm whale)
Lineage: Eukaryota; Metazoa; Chordata; Mammalia; Artiodactyla; Physeteridae
Gene: TMEM184A
Product: transmembrane protein 184A
Exons: 9
Coding region: 294-1520 (408 amino acids)
Biological process (GO): transport
Cellular component (GO): early endosome membrane
Molecular function (GO): transporter activity
Source: RefSeq, a predicted model, not a curated record
CUCCCUGCAGCCGGACGCUCCGGUGGGCCACCCGGGAGUUGAGUGCUGGCCUGCUGGCCACCUGUCCCCAGGCCCGGUCCAGCCUCCAGAAGGUAGCCUGGUCCCACCCCCGCUGGGGCCGCCCGUGGGGGCCAUGUGGCCACACAAAUGACCAGCCAGGCUUUCCUGGAGGCUGGGCCUCCCAGGACUGGCCCAGGAGCUUCCUGCCUGAGAGGCACUGGGGCUGCUUCCAGCAUCUGGGCGCACCUUUGCCCUCGCUCCUCCCCCGUCUGCGCCCUCCCUCGCCUCUGCAGAUGACUAAUGCCUCAGGGCUCCCGGGAGCCCCCCUGGCGUGGGCAACCGGGCUGCAGGUGGACCGUGUGGGGAACAGCUCCCAGGGCCCCUCGCAGCUCUUCCUCACCGCGGCGCUGGCCCGCGGCAUCUCGGGCGUCUUCGCGUGGACCGCGCUGCUGCUCGCUGGCCACCAGAUCUACCUGCACCUGCGCUCCUACACCGUCCCCAACGAGCAGCGCUACAUCAUCCGCCUGCUUUUCAUCGUCCCCAUCUACGCCUUCGACUCCUGGCUCAGCCUCCUCCUCCUGGGGGGCCACCAGCACUACGUCUACUUUGACUCCGUGCGGGAUUGCUACGAAGCCUUUGUCAUUUACAGCUUCCUGAGCCUCUGUUUCCAGUACCUGGGGGGCGAGAGUGCCAUCAUGGCUGAGAUUCGGGGAAAACCCAUCCGGCCCAGCUGCUUCUAUGGCACCUGCUGCCUUCGGGGCAUGUCCUACUCCAUCGGGUUUCUGCGCUUCUGCAAGCAGGCCACGUUGCAGUUCUGCAUUGUGAAGCCCAUCAUGGCCUUGGUCACCAUCGUCCUGCAGGCGUUCGGCAAAUACCACGAUGGGGACUUCAACAUCCACAGCGGUUACCUCUACGUCACCCUCAUCUACAACGCCUCCGUGAGCCUGGCCCUCUACGCCCUGUUCCUUUUCUACUUCGCCACCAGGGAGCUCCUGCGGCCCUUUGAUCCUGUCCUCAAGUUCCUCACCAUCAAGGCCGUCAUCUUCCUCUCUUUCUGGCAGGGGGUGCUGCUGGCCAUCCUGGAGAGGUGUGGGGUCAUCCCUGAGGCCCAGGUCAUCGAUGGGAGCAGGGUGGGGGCCGGCACGGUGGCCGCCGGCUACCAGAACUUCAUCAUCUGCAUCGAGAUGCUCUUUGCCUCCGUCGCCCUGCGCUACGCCUUCACCUGCCAGGUGUACUCGGAGAAGAAAGAGCACUUGCCAGCCCCCCCGGCGCCCAUGCAGAGCAUCUCCAGCGGCCUCAAGGAGACCGUGAGCCCGCAGGACAUCGUGCAGGACGCCAUCCACAACUUCUCGCCCACCUACCAGCAGUACACGCAGCAGGCCACACACGAGGCCCCGGGACCUGGCCCGGGCAGGGACCCCUCGCCCAGCACCCACCCUGGCACGGACGGUGGCUCCGGCAGGGGCAGAAAGAGCCGCAACACGGAGAAGAGGACGCUGAUCCCCACGGAGGAGCUGUAGGGGGCCCCGGGGUCAGCGGCCGCCUGGCCGCCGGGGAAGGACAGGGCCCCUCACCCAGCGACCCUCUUGCCAAAGGUCAGGCUCUCGUGGGCCCCUCCUGCCAGGCCCGUGGAGCCCACUCUGCCCGUCCCACCUCUGGCCGGUGGAGCGGGUCGCUCGGUAGCCCUGCCAGGCGCCCCGGGGCCUCACCAUCACCUGCUGGGCCCUUGGCCUCAGAAGAGGGCACCUGAGCCUACCUGACAAGCCCGGGUUCCUGCCGGGCUCACCUGGCCGUCGGCUCAGGUGGCCUCCCUGGAUGGACAGCUCCCGGGCGGGGCUGGGCAGCCCGGAGCUGCGGGCCUUGUGGGCAGGAGGCGGGGUGGCCCCUGGAGGAAGGGCUGGUGUGGCUGCUGGGAGUCUGGGAGGGGCUGGGGCCACCGGUGGAGGGCUCCGGCUUCUUGGUGAACAGCACUUAUUUAUGCGUAAACAGCCUGGGAUUUCUGGUGACUCUAGUGGCUUGUGUUCCUGCAGGGUCAGUGCUCUAACGAAUGGACCACAGUGAGGUGGACAGAUGAGACCCAUCGUGCGAAGUCUGGGUGCAGCGGGGAGGGUCCCCGUCCACUCUGGGGCCGCGGGCCACAGUAGCAGCUCAGAGCAGGCAUGCAACGAGCUCGGACUAGAGCCGAGAUGGCCUGACCCGCCGUGCGCACGGCUGUGCGGUCCGGAGCCUUGGCUUCCCCAGUUCAAGGCCCCGUGCCAGCCCCGCCCGAGGAGGGGGCUGGUGCCCGGGAGCCUGGGACCCAGGAGGCGGAACAGGACAGGGGGAGUGUGGGUGGGCCCUGGACGUCGCCGGGGGGGGGCCCCGCAUGGGGAGGGGACGGCAGCGGGUUGUGAGCCUUGGUCCGUCCGGUGUGUCUGGGGCGCUCGGUAGGGUGGGGCGGGAGCCGGGGAAAGGUGCCGGGUGGUGCGCCCGCGGGCAGGCGUGCGGAGCUGGUAGCGCUGCGGCAGGAAGGCCCGGGCGCCACCCAGCCACGACCUCCCACGCCUCCCGGCUGCAGCCUCCCAUGUCACCCAGGGAGAGAGGGAAAGGCGCUGAGGGUCUCGGACUCAGCGGGGCAGGAACCAGCCUAUGGUUUCCAGGGCAGAGUGGGGUCACCCCUGUCCCCUUGUUCCCUGGGCCUGGGGCACGGGACUCAAGGCCAGCGGCUUCUCCCGGGCCCAGCCCGGCUGCCUGAUAAGAUAGGCCAGCCUCCUCUCUGCCGCCAGCUGGGAGGCCCCCCAUCUGCCUGAGCACGCCCACUGCUGCUGGCAGGCCCAGCUCGGGCCCCCACGUCUGUCAGCUGGUUUGCGAGCGGCCACGGGGCCCCCAGAGACCCGCUGGCCCAGGAGGGAGGUUUUCUGGAGGCUGCAGGGCAGAGGCCCUGCGGUGAGCCCGGGGAGGCAGUGCUGCCCCGAGGCCCUCGUCUGGAGGGGCCCUGCUUUGGGGCCGGAGUUGCCCAAGGCUGUGGACCCAGAGGGCAUGUGGGCCAGAGACCCCGACACAGCGUGCGGUCCUGGGGUGCUCUGAGGCGGGCUUGGCGCUCUGGGAGCACCCGCCGUGUGCCAAGGACCGGGCCAGCAGUGUCCCACACACGCAGUCCUCACGACGGCCCCAGGCGGGUGGCUGAGGCCCGGGGAAGUUAAGCCACUCGCCGGAGGUCACGGAGCUGCUUGCCCGCUGGUCCCAGCCCCACGGGCCCCUCUGCCCGUGGCCAGGCUCUUCUGACAUAACAAAGUCAAGAGGUGAGGACGACACACCUGCAGGUGAGACAGAACCUCAGGGCAGGUCAGAGGGGCUGCCGGCCUCACGGGCCUGGCCCCGCUGACAGGGAAGCGUGGAUGCGCCGAGGAGGGCACCGCGGGCCACCUCUCCGUCUCCGACGAAAACCCGGCUUCCGAUUCCAGGCCGCACUGCGGGGGCCAGGGGUGGCCACGGAGGCCGGUUGUCUCACCCACAUGCUCUGGCCUCGGUGUUCUCACCUGUGAAAGGGCCCCAGCGGCCCACGCCGCAGGGUGGCGGCCCCCAGAGUGGCUGGGCGGCCUGGGGGCAGGAACCCUUUAACAACCUCCCUGGAGCCCAGCGCCAGGCGGGGUCUGUGCCUCCCCAGCCUGCACCCAGAGGCUGCUGCCAGCUCUGGUCUCAGGGACACACCCAGGGGGCUCCCGGGAGCAGCAGGCCGGGGUGCGGUCUCUCCCAGGGCUGCUGCGGGGGUCUGCUCAGCUUGGGGCAGACAGCGAGCACACCGUGCCGAGCGCGUCCGUCCCCAGACCGGAUUCCACAGAAGGGAGCUCGGGGACUGGGGGGGAAGGAGCCAGCGGAGGCCACGCGGAAGCUGGGGGUGGGGCUCAAGCCCAGCGGCUGGCGCUGAAGCACAGUCCCUUGGUUACGAGGUGCCACCCUGGUCAGCCCGGCAGAGGUGGGGCGGGAGGCCUGCCAGCGUUCAGAAACCCCGGCGAGCAGCAGUUCUCCUUGCAAGGCUGACCCUCCUUCAGAGGCCAAGGCCAAGUGCUGACCCGCCUGACCUUCCAAGGUCAGUGGGGUAAGGAGGGGGCAGCAGCCCGAGGACAGGGGGCCCGCUCCCCCGCCAGCAGGCCCAGGUUGGCCGGGCCCCCGGCUCUGGCUUUCGGGGGAGUCUGCUUACUGGCUUUGCCCCCCAGCCCCAGGCAGACCCCACCUCUCCCACCCUCUGCGAGCUCACCGCAGAGCCCCAGCCAAGAGAGCUGCCCGGGGAAGGGGGGCCGCGCCCACCGACAGGGGCUCCUCAUCAGGGCAGCAGGGGCCUCGGGAACCCCACCCACCACCCAGAAAGGGAGCCCUCUGCGCGCAGCCCUGGAGACCCACUCACAAGCAGCAUCCGACGGUGACCCCGCCCCCGGGGGGGGGGGCCCACAGCCACGGGGGCUGGGG